UUUUAUUCGUGUGUGUACACUCGUUUAUUUUUCGGUAACGCAUUUAUCUUUGGCCGAUUUGUGUGUUAUCUGCACCACCGCCGCGACGGUCAGUAGCCAUCUAGACCGUCUCCGCUAAACGUCUCCGCGGGGCUUGCUGCAGCCGCUACCAGUUACCGCGACAACACGCGCGUCAACCAAAUUUCGUGCUCGCCAGUUUUUUGUGUCGCCUACUCACGGACCAAUACCUCGAUUUAUAUCAAAAAUCCCAGUAUCUGAAACUACUAUAAUGAACCAAGAAACUUCAGAGCCUUCCGAAAACGACCAAGUAUUAAAAACGCAUAACGAUGAAGAUCAAAGAAGAAAACCCAUGUUUUUAUUUAGUGUGGAUUACAUAUUGAAUAAAGCCGGAGAGACGAAUACCGAAGACGACACCAACCAGCAAAAUAAACAGCAUUUCGACUGGUUGUAUUGUACACGAUUCAAGCCUCCAAAACUCGACAGGAUAAAAAGAAAAGAUGGACAACAUAGACAGAAACGAAGGCCUGGACGUAAUCCAAGGAUACCAUUUACCACUCAACAAGUUACAGUAUUGGAACAUGAAUUCAGACGGAGCGCAUAUUUAGGAGGAACUAAUGAUGUACACGUAUUGUCUGACAGAUUGAGACUAUCGGAAAGUAGAAUUAAAAUAUGGUUUCAAAAUCGCAGAGCCAGAGAACGCAGAGAUCAUCAUAGUGGCAGUUUUCCUGGAUCAUCUUGCAACUCUACUAACUAUUCUUCUCAACAACAACGACUUCCAAUAUCAUCUACGUCUGCGUUCAAACCAUUGAUGCCAUCACACACUUAUGUGGAAGGAACUGAUUCUUCGUCUUAAAAAUCGAAUUUAUAAAAAAUAUAUCUUAGAAAACAUAAUUGAUUUAAUGUGAAAUGUUUCCGGGAAACUUUACAUUGGAUAUUUUAAAUAUUAAUUUGUAUUAUUGUAAUAUAAUGUGAUUUAUAUAGGUAUAAUUUCAAAUAUUGUUUAAUAGCUGACGUUCUUAUACGUUACACGUUGUAUAGACCGUUGUUUUGAUUUACGUUUUGAUUUACAGGCUUGUGUAAUAUAUCAAAUACUAAAUUUGAGAACAAUUAUAUUAUUUUAAUCGAGUGAAAAGUGAAACAACACUUCUCGUAGUACUUAUUUGUUGCACUUGAUAUUUAAAGUGUUGGGUAAAUUUAAAUUGUAUGUAAAUAUUUUAAAAUUG
Acyrthosiphon pisum (pea aphid) is the source of this 1223-nucleotide messenger RNA. RefSeq names its product homeobox protein MSX-1. The transcript is spliced from 4 exons. Gene Ontology annotation, molecular function: DNA-binding transcription factor activity, RNA polymerase II-specific; RNA polymerase II transcription regulatory region sequence-specific DNA binding. Gene Ontology annotation, biological process: embryonic morphogenesis; regulation of transcription by RNA polymerase II. Gene Ontology annotation, cellular component: nucleus. Lineage: Eukaryota; Metazoa; Arthropoda; Insecta; Hemiptera; Aphididae. The coding region runs from base 269 to 853 and encodes 194 amino acids. The record is from RefSeq and is a predicted model, not a curated record.